This is a messenger RNA of Heterobasidion irregulare TC 32-1, 168 nucleotides long. RefSeq lists its product as uncharacterized. The transcript has a single exon. Lineage: Eukaryota; Fungi; Basidiomycota; Agaricomycetes; Russulales; Bondarzewiaceae. The record is from RefSeq and is a predicted model, not a curated record. The coding region runs from base 1 to 168 and encodes 55 amino acids.
AUGAGCAGUGGUUAUCAUGACUUAGUGAUUCAUUGGAACACACAAACUCUUUCUCAUCCCAAAAACCCCUACAAAACAAUUAACAAUGCUACAUACUACCUAAUAGAUAAUGAGGUAAUAGAGUUAUUGGGGAUACUGCUAAAGUCAGAGUGGUCUUUAGAGUAUUAA